Messenger RNA from Penicillium daleae, 1743 nucleotides. RefSeq lists its product as uncharacterized. NCBI's taxonomy places the organism in Eukaryota, Fungi, Ascomycota, Eurotiomycetes, Eurotiales, Aspergillaceae. Bases 1 to 1743 code for a protein of 580 amino acids. The transcript is spliced from 2 exons. The record is from RefSeq and is a predicted model, not a curated record.
AUGAGUCGCGAUUAUGCUCGCGACAGCGACAGCGGCACCGAUUACUCGGAGGGGUUGUCCUUGCCGAGUCGAACCAACGAGCCCCCGCCAGAAGUCGAGUCCAUCGUCGACCCAGACGUUGACGAAGAAGAUGAUGAAGAAGCUGAGGAAGACCCGAAUGAAGACGCUGAUGAAGAAAACUCAACACCAUCCCUGGGUUUUGCUAGAGACUCGUCGCCGAUUCAUGUUGUACACCGCGCUCAGCGAGCACGGCGAUUUGCAGUUCCAAACCGAGUAGUAGAGGCUCCCCAAUUCAAUGCGCGCGCCCAGAGAGCCCCGGAACACCGUGCCCGGACUCGAUAUCACAUCAGAAACUACAGUCCUAUUCUACCUGUCAGCGAGUAUAAAUUUUGGUUCAACCAGGUACAUUCCAAGUUUUUGAAACGCCUGAGAACUCAACAAAGGUUUUCAAUUCGGCGAUCAAUCUACCUAGCUGUGCUGGCACUAUACGUUUCGUAUGAUGACUUUCGAGUUUGGAACCAUCUCUAUGGUCCAGUCGGGGCCAUUUCCAUUGCUGCACUCGCCAAGAAAUCAAUAUGGAAACUGCAAGCAGAGGUCCUGGCCUCCGUUGUCGAUGAGCUUCAAUGGAGAUAUGAGCCAGAGUCUCUAAAAGAAAAAGCUCCGCCCUUUGGUGCCGAAAAAUCAUCAACUGAUCCUGCGCAACAAGGCAUUCCUAUAGCCGAGAAGCAGGAACAGAGCAAUGGUGCGAACCCCAUAUCCUCGGAAGGCCAAGGACCGCACCGUGUGAGUCGGGCGCCUUCUGCGGAUAGCCAUAGGCCAGAACGGCCCGGCUCAGAGGACUCCCUGCAAGAUCGGCAAGAUAACGCAGCUGGACGGCGGAGAAGUCCAAUGAAUCAAAGACCACAUGACAGCCCGGGGCGAAACAUUGACAGGGAUGCUCCAAUUCCCCCGGCUGGAUUUAGCGGACCGGGACUGUCAUUCAAAAAGGCAGUUGAAGACGAGAGUGCUAGAAUUGGCACGUCGGGUGGUAUAAUCACAGCCGUGGCUAUGGCAGCCCUAGCAUUACAAAAUGUAUCCCAGACCCACUGGAUAGCUCGAUCAUGCUGGACAUCGAGUAUGGUUACUGCCCUCCUAGCUGUGUACUUCUCAAACGAUCAAGCUUGGACUAUUAGCCACCUAUCAUCCGAGAAUAGACUGCGAGCCUGGAUCAUGGACGUUGACCCCACGGAUGACUACGAAGAAGCGCUUUUGCAGAGACUCAAGCAUCAAAGCGAAGACUCGAAAUCGGUUAUCUUGAACAGUAUAACCCCAGCUCCAUCGUCUGCCAUCACGAUAUCAGCCCCGUCGUUGCUAUUAUCGUCAUCUCUUUUGCUCCUUCUCUCUGGAAUGGGAGUUUUCCUCGCGUUCAUCUGGACCCGUGAAAUUGACCAGGAUGCUGGUACCGCAAGCAGCAGAGAUGUCUUCAUCGUCUACAUUGUUACCCUGGGUGUGUCGCUAACUACCGUUGGCUUUUUCUCAUUGGGCCGAGUCGCUGUCCCUAUACGAUAUACAAUUAUCAAGAGCCUCAUAGGUCUUUCAAUCGAUGCUCGAAGGGAGGGCGUGACGAAUAGGGUGGAUAAGAAGGAGGUAUUAUUAUACCGACAGCUACAGUCUAUGUACGAUGCGAGAGAAUUGAUGGAGCGCCAGGGAGCGAGAUUGGAAGAAAAAAUAGAGGAUUUGCAACGUGCUUAUGCUAGGGGCUGA